UACAGCAACCGCCAGUAUCCGGGCAGACCUGGCACGGGCUGGCCAAUCAGGGAAAAAGAAAAGCCGAGUCUGCCUCUCGCCCGAGACCCACUUUCUUUUUCUCUUUUAUUUUCGAGACCGAAAGUGGCCGAGAUGCGCGGCGGGGCAGAGACGCGGCCGGGAUUUUGCUCUCCGGGAGCCGCCCGAGCAAAGAGGGGGACCCCUUAACCCUUUGCAGGGAGCCAGGCACUUCCGGGGGCUUCCCUUCUGUUUUGGUGCUUCUUUUCCGGCGUGCAAAAUGCUCCUUUUCUGUUUGCAAUUGGAUCGAGCCGUCUAAGGAGAGCGGAGCGUUGCAGGCCGAAGGAUUUGCAGCCCGGGGAGGAAAUAGGGCACCGAUGCCAUGGCGGAUGACAGCGGCCUGUUGGCAAAGAUUGUGGAAAACGGGAGUGAAAUUUUGGAGGCCGAGGCGCAGGGAGACUGCAGCACAGAGCCGAACACCUUGCUGCAGAAGCUGAAGAGCGCCAUCUCAAAGUCUAUCCAGAGCAAAGUGGACUCCAUCUUGCAAGAUGUCCAGAAGUUUUCAGACUACGCCAAACUUUAUCUGUAUCUUCAGCUGCCUUCUGGGCCAAGUUCAGGAGAAAAAAGCUUGGACCUCAUUUCUCUCAAUUCAGCAGAACAGAUGCACGCCUGUACCUGGAUACGGAACCACCUGGAGGAGUAUCUCGACACCUGCUUGCCGAAGCAAGACGUAUACGAUGCUUACAAGCGCUACUGCGACAACCUCUGCAGCCGCUCGCUGAGCGCAGCCAACUUUGGCAAGAUCAUCAGAGAGAUCUUCCCGAACAUCAAGGCGAGAAGAUUGGGGGGACGUGGGCAAUCCAAAUAUUGCUAUAGUGGGAUCCGUCGCAAAACAGUGGUCAACAUGUCUCCGCUGCCCAGCCUGGACCUUAAAGAAACAGAGACCCUGGAGCGAACGGAGGCCGCCCCCUCCUACAACGACAAGGUGAUGGAAGCAGCCUGCACCCUGACCUGCAACUGGGCCGAGAAGAUCCUCAAGCGCUCCUUCGACAGCAUCGUGGAGGUGGCCCAGUUCCUCCUCCAGCAGCACCUGAUCAGCUCCCGCUCGGCCCAGGCCGACCUAAUCAUGGCCACCGUAGUCACAGAGCAUCCCGAGAGCUCGUGGGGCAAGCGUCCUCCCCCAAAGAAAAGCGAGCCUGAAGCCGUGGAAAAUGCAGCCAAAACACAACCUCAGGCUAAACCAGACAACGCGCCCAAGCCCUCGGCCCCCUCCCCACGGAGCGAAGCCAAGAAGCCGGCGGACGUGCCCCCCAAGAAGGCCAGCAGCCCGCAGGUCAACGCCUUGGUGGCCCGUCUCCCUUUGUUGCUUCCCCGUGUGCAAGUCCAGCCCGGGGACCGCUUGGUGGUGUCUCCUGGGACGGCGGCUGUCCACUCUCCCCACCCCGUCCUGGCUCCUAAGCUUACCCCCACCCCGGUGGGGGGGACGGUUAAAAUGGCGCUGUCUGUGGGGACACCCCCUUCCACUCUGCUAGCCUCGGCCGUGAAUGGACCCACCAGCCUGGUCAGCCAGCCGGCCGCUGUGCCGGUCAUCAACAUGGUGCCGGUCAUCAAUGUGGCGGUCCCACCCGUAGCCGACAACCGGCCAAAGCCCAAAAACACCUCUGGAGGAGCCAGUGCAGUGUCCAGCACUGAAGCCGGGCGGAGCCCUUGUGAACCGCAGAAAAUCAGGAGCCCGACCAAGCGGCCAGCAGACCGACCCGGGGAGGUGACCGUGAAGAGGAAGCGUGGCCGCCCGCGGAAAAAGCCGGACGAGCCUCAGCAUCCUCCGGAGAACAGCAUCCUCCAGAAAGAGCUCUCCAAAGGCAAGGCGGAGUCAGAGCCCGUCGUGGUGUCUGCAGGCGGGAAAGAGCCCCCCGUGGCUUCGAACUCUCCCCCCCAGACCUUGAGAAAAGAGAGUUCCCAGGCAGAGGGCCCCCUGGGAUUGGAGCCCAAGAAACCAGCCCCCGAGCAACUGAGGGAGGAAGCCCCGGUCGGGACCAGGAACCUCAUUGUGGCUGCCCCCAGGAAGAUUUCGCCCUACCACCUCAGCGUCAUCCGAACCAGGAUGUCGAGUCCCCUAAUCCUGCCACCGCCGCCGCCCUUCGGACGGGCUUUACCAGAGUCCCCGCCACUGGACCAGGCAGACAGGCACGACUCCUCCGAAGACGAUCUGCAGCCCACGGAUCUUUCCCUUAAGUCUCGUCCGCCACUAUCCAAGGACUAUCCGACAGGCUCAGGCUCCUGGGCGGCCACAGGACGUUUGCAGUGGAUUGGCUCAGACCGCAAAAAGUCGGCAGAGGCGGCUGGCAGCUCAGGGGCGACAAGGCAAGGCCCCAGCUGAUACCUCUCCCCGUUCCCGGCCUGCGUCCGUCCACGUUUCUCCCAAAGACAAACCCCAGCGCACGUGUGUAGAAAGGGAAUGCGGAAGAGCAUGAGCCUGCAAGACGCUUCCCUCCACCUCAUUUGAUCACCGAUGCUUCUCUUCUCCAAAGGCUCCAGGUGGGAAAGGCAAAGGGGGGGGGGCUUCAGCAGCCGCCAAGUCAAGGCACGGGGAAGAGCAAAGCGGUCUUCAGGAAAACCGUGGGCAGCGCUCCUAGAAAUCCCCUUCUUUGCUAGAGGCAGAACGAGGAGGAGGAGGAGGAGAAGCUUCAUUCCCAGAGUUUGACAUUUGGGGGGGGCUUAUAUUUCACCUGGGAGGGAGCUGGAGGGGGGGGGUGUUGUGGCAUUUCAUGCGGAAAUCCUGUGGACACCAGCAGCCUUUUGUGUUUAUAGAGACAAUCAUUUCACAGCCAGCUUCCCAAAGAUUUUGCUCUCCCGUUCUGCUUUGUGGUGCUUCCAAGCUGAAGUUUAAAAACCGGGGACAGUUUCACUUCACGCCUGAUUCUGUUGGAAGUCUAGGCUUUUUUUGCUCUUUCUCUCUUCCUCACCCUCCCUUUUCCAUUUAUUGCUUUGUUUGUCAAUCCUGAAUAAAGUUAUGCAGAGUUUUUCUUUUCUUAAAAAAA
Molecule: messenger RNA, 3038 nt
Organism: Crotalus tigris (Tiger rattlesnake)
Lineage: Eukaryota; Metazoa; Chordata; Lepidosauria; Squamata; Viperidae
Gene: RFX5
Product: regulatory factor X5
Exons: 10
Coding region: 380-2377 (665 amino acids)
Biological process (GO): regulation of transcription by RNA polymerase II
Molecular function (GO): RNA polymerase II cis-regulatory region sequence-specific DNA binding; DNA-binding transcription factor activity, RNA polymerase II-specific
Source: RefSeq, a predicted model, not a curated record